Messenger RNA from Spinacia oleracea (spinach), 4284 nucleotides. Its product is annotated as protein FAR1-RELATED SEQUENCE 5-like. The record is from RefSeq and is a predicted model, not a curated record. The coding region runs from base 2761 to 4089 and encodes 442 amino acids. The transcript is spliced from 12 exons. NCBI's taxonomy places the organism in Eukaryota, Viridiplantae, Streptophyta, Magnoliopsida, Caryophyllales, Amaranthaceae.
GUUGUGAAUUUUUUAGCCUUAAAAAAAACAAAACAACACAAAAAAAAUGUUGCAAUUCCUGCCGAUUCCUACCCGCGUAGUAUUAGGAAACAAAAUAACUUCUUCCUAAAACCAUGAUCUCAAGCUUAUCAAGAACUAUGAAUCUGUAAAACCUAAUAACUUCAAUUCGAUCACCUAAGAACCGAAUUCACAGCGCUCAAAGCAAUUCACCACCGCACCACCGCCGGCGAAGGGCCGACAGGUUCUCCUUCUCGUCCGCUUCUCCAUCUUCUUAAUUUCUUCUAAUUUUUUGGUUUGAUUGAAACUUCCACCGGUACCGCAACGACCGUCUUCACCACCACGUACAAUCUCCGUCUCUGCCGCCAGUUCGUCAGCUCCAGUAAUUUUAGGAGCCUUUUAUUGCUAGCUGGUUUGGUUCACUUGCUCGUUUCUUUGGUGUCUGUGCUUCAAUUAGGUUUAUGGCGAGAAAGAAAAGGAAAAUGCCCCCACCUCAAGGCGAUCUUACUGACGAGGAUGAUUCUGAUGCAGAACGGGUUAGACGUGAGGAUGAGAGGGUUCAUACAGUAGUUAAUGCGGUUGGAAUAGCGAUUAAAAAUGGGACCAAAUUCCCUUUAGAAUGGGAUCCACUUUCGGGUAUACCAUGCGGGGAAUACAAGCUCGGUUUACGACCUACAUUGGUGUAGUGACUCGGGAGCGAGUAUUCAUAACAUAUGAGAGGUGGACCGAUGUUCCAAAAGAAACAUUAGAUGGAUUGUAUUAGUGCAUAAAAAAGGGAUUCAUUGUGUUAGAAGAGCGUAAAAAUUAUAUCUUGCAGCAAGCUGAUGAUAGAUGGAGAGCACACAAGACCAGAUUAAGGAAGAAAUGGUUGUAACAUAAAUCUGGAAGGUUGAGAGCAAGGCCACCGGAUUGGAAAUAUCCUUGGCUAACUCAAGAAAUUUGAAAUAAAUUUGUUGCACAUAGUACUUCUUAAAAGUUCAAGGAGGUGAGUGGAGAUAGUCGAGAAAGGUCAAUGCUGAAUACUUCAAGCUACUGUGGAGGCCCUCUAGGGUACUAGUACUAUCAAGACCAGAUAGAAAAAGAAUUUAUGAAAAAAGGGAUUCAUGUCGAUCAGGUGCCUCGACAUGAGACUUGGUUGUGAGCUCAUUCACAUUUCAAAGAUGGAAAAUAUACCUUUAAGAAUCCAAUCGAUCAAGAGACUGUUGAAACAAUUAUAACGAUUUUUAAAUAUCCUUUUUUUAAUCAUAUAUGUAAACUUGUGUUGCUAUCGUAUAGCUAAAUAGAUUGGUUGCUCAUUGUUGAUUUCAGUAUGCACUGAAAGCUCAAGCUGAAAGAGGUGAAAUUUCUUUCAAGAGUCGCCGUGAUGAUAUUUUGGCACGGGCAAUAAAGAAGCCGAAGCAUGGUGGAAGUGUAAGGAGCGUUGGUCAGGUAUCACAAAUAAGCAGUAUUUUGGGUUUGCCAAACCAACACCACCUAGCCAAUUGCGUGCCGAACUCACUGGUAUGAGGACAGAGAGGAAAAUGAUGAGAAACCAACAGACUCUCUUAAUAUUGUAUUUAAUGUCGGGCCAAAACCAAGCCGAGGCACAGGAGAAGUUGAAGAAAUUGAUAGCUUGUGGUGCUAGGGGACGAUCUGGUGGUUCUAUUGGUCAAGGGAGUGGCCAAUCUGGCAGUUUUGGAACUCAAUGGUUGAGUGGUGCACAACCUACUGGUUCUUUUACCGAACUACUUGCUGGAGGUACACAUCAGGGAGGCCAAGGUAUCACAAGUCCUCUUCUAGACACUUGACUUCAAGCGCAAGAGCAAGAGAAAGAACUUCAGCCCUACCAUGUUUCAUUACCGCAGUCAGAACAACCCUUCCAUGUUUUAUGGCCGCAAUCAGAACAUUCCCUUGAGCUUGGAACUCAAUGGUCGAGUGGUGCCCAACCUAUUGGUUCUUUUACCCAAACUGCUAAGGGGAAACCAUUGCAAUUUGUUGCUCCGGUUAUUACUUGCUGGAGGUACUCAUCAGGGAUGUCAAGGUGUCAUAAGUCCUCUUCCAGACACUCGACUUCAAGCUCAAGAGCAAGAGAAAGAACUUCAGCCCUACCAUGUUUCAUUAUCACACUCAGAACAGUCCUUUGAGCAUGAAGACCAUCAACUUUACUCUUCGCAACACGAGAACGGUGGUAUUCCUUGGCCCGAAACAUACGACACUCAACCGAUUAGUGCUGACCAUCCUGAGGGUACGCAUGACUGCUGUUUGGCGAUUGAGGAACACAAAGUAAACCAAAUUGUUACAACGGGACAAGUGUACAUACCAGGGGAAUCAUUAGUGGUUAAGAAUCAUUUUUUUGAUGUGUCCCCUAGUAAUCGCCAAGUCUAUAUAAAGGAAGAUAUUGUGUCUACUGCACUACUACCGUGUCCUGCUGAACUAUUCACUUUCGUUUGUCAAGCAAAGGAUAGUUUUGUUCCAUGGCCGACUCACUUAAUUUUUCUAAAGAAGAAGCAACCAAAAGAAAAAGAGACCACCCCUUUCUCGCAAUUGCCAUCAUCAUCACAAGCAGCAUCCACAAAAAAGUAUUAGGUUACUGAUGAGAAUCGUGCCAAAGUGAACUCCAGUGUGUUAGUUCCAAAGAAAAAGCAACUAAAAGAAAAAGAAAGCAACCCCUUCUCGCAAUCGCCAUCAUUAUCACAAGCUACAUCCACACAAAAGUAUAAGAUCACUGAUGAGGAUCAUGCCAAGGUGACCUCCGGUCUAUUAGAAGUUUUCAAGAAUGAAGCUAUGGGAAUGAGAAAGAAGAAUGAGACCAUCGCAUUACCAAUACCAUUUUUUGUGCUUUGCAACGAGAUAGAAGCUACAUUUGAUUAUGAAGCUAUUUUUGAUUGGUGCUUCCAAAGAGAUGUCAGAACAUCUCACAUGUCACUUUUCAUGAGAACCGGAUCAAGAUAUUGUUGGACACUGAUAGGAUACACUGCCGAAACAGUGGAGGAACUUCUAGGUUUCUAUGAAAAACAUGCUAGUGAGGUUGGAUUUUCCAUAAGGAAAGGAAACACGAGAUUCAAAGUUGGGACAAGAAUCGUGCUUGAAAAGACAUAUGUUUGUUCAGCAGCAGGAGUAACAAACAAUGGAAAGAACAAAAAGAAAAAAGUGCAAACAGUUGUUCCUGUAGUGCCCAAAAAAGAGAGAAAACCAAGGCAAGUUUCGAUCACGAGAACUCAAUGUAGGGCUUGCUUGAGAGUGAAAAUGAAUUCUGAAGGCAGAUAUGAGGUUGUUAAUCACGUGAUAAUGCACAACCAUGAUUUAACUAGAACUCAAUGGCACUACUUGCAUAGAUCUGAAAGGCAAAUAACGGAAGAGAAUAGGGAGGCAAUUGAAACUAUGCAAAAAUCUGGUUUGUCAUCCACGGAUUCCUUUAACUACAUGGCAAUUGAAGCUGGAGGUGAAGAAAAUUUAGGACACUCGAAGAAAGACCAUCUAAAUUACUGCAUGAGGUUAAAAAUGAAGCAAAUAGAAGGAGGGGAUGCACAAACAGUAACUGACAUAAUGUAUUUAGGGCUUGAAGGUGACCCAAACUUCUUUUUUAGAUUUAGAUUGGAUGAAAAAGGCAAAUUGAGGAGUUUGUUUUGGAGGGACUCUAUGAUGAUGGAAGACUAUGGAAUUUUUGGAGAUAUAGUGGUUUUUGACACAACCUAUAGAACAAACAGGUAUAACCUAAUUUGUGCUCCAAUAGUUGGAAUAAACAACCACGGGAACAAUUGCAUGUUUUGUUGUGCAUUUAUAGGAGAUGAAAAGAUUGAGUCGUUUGUGUGGCUUCUACAAACUUUCAAAAAGUCAAUGGGAGGAAAAAGUCCAAUAUCAAUCUUUACAGAUCAAGAUGCAGCAAUGAACAAUGCCAUCAAUCAGGUACUCAUGCAACAACAACAAGUGAUACAAGUGUACAACAAGCAACAAGUUCUGAACCAGCAACAAACACAGCAACUGAACCUCCUAUGGUGUUGGAUCCUGAACAUUGCACAACAAAAGGAAGGAACAAAAGACCACGAGGACCGUUUGUCAAAAAGAAGAAGGGAAAAACUACAGCGCCUCCAACAGCAGACUUUGGAACAAUAACUCCAAAUUUGAGAUUAUUUUGAUUCUUUUAAUGUUUCUUAUCAAAAAUAGAAUUUAAUUUUUUAUUAAAGUUAAAGUUAAGGUAUAUGAAGUUAAAGCUUAAGAUUCUGAAGUUAAAGUUGACUAGACUUGAGAACUUAGUAAAAGUUUAUUUUUACAUUGAAAGUUUGAAUAUAUGCAUUAUAAUUUAGUGAA